AUGGACAAACUCCUUUACUUCCCAUUUAAGCCAGCCCACCAGAAGUCCAGCAUCACGAAGCUGGCAAAUCUGCUUUCGCUCGAGGAGAUCCUGUACCUCAAUCCGACUCAUUCCGUUCAAGUGACCCCAAACCCAAUCAGUUCCACCAGCGAACUAAGCAUC
Protopolystoma xenopodis is the source of this 162-nucleotide messenger RNA. The record is from the annotation of a GenBank genome assembly. Lineage: Eukaryota; Metazoa; Platyhelminthes; Monogenea; Polystomatidea; Polystomatidae.